CAGUUAUUCAAUCCUGGAAUCUCAGCUCGGUGGUUAUUGUCACAGGUGCAGGUGCAGACACAAUUACUGGCCUCCUUUUUGACAUUGUAACCCACUCUCUUUGCAGCCUAAGCCAACAAUCAUGAAACGCAUUGUUCUAGAUAAUGGAAGCCAGUCCUCUGGCGAAGACACUGGUCGACAGCCUGGAACUCUUCCUUCAAGCGCUUCAGGCACUUCAGACAUAUCACACAGCACUAGAGAGCGCCAGCAACAAAGACAUGUCUUGCCUCCAGAGCUAAUCGAGAUUCUCGCCCCUUCUCUUAAAUUUGGAGUUGCAACUGGAACCCUGGGUUUGUUCACGGGCGCUGUUGCUGGUAUUGUUCGGACAUCGACCCCGGUUCUAUUUUCCGUGGCAUCUGGCGCACAAUGGUUUUCCCUCGGGUCUAGCUAUUACGCAUCCAGGAUGGUCAUCGAAAAGGCCUGGGGAGGCCGUGACCAGCUUACAAAUGCAGACAAGACUAAGUCAAGCGCCAUUGCCGGGGGUUUUGCCGGGAUGAUAGGGGGCCUCAUACGUGGACCUAAGAAUGUUGCUCCGGGGAUCUUGGCAUUCACGUUGCUCGGUGCUGGGGGCCAGGCAGUCGCCAAUUCCAUCGCACCGAAUACCUGGGAAACCACCAAGACCAGGUUUCUUUCAUCCAAGUGGAGCCCCGUUACACCCCUUUCUGACCAAGAGUAUGAGGAGUUUUUGGAGGAGAAGCUGCUCAAGGUUGAAGCUGAGAUAGCCCUAUUGGAUGACAACAUCAGAGCACUACAAUCCCAAGGUGCCCUCGGCUCGCCAGAAGGCAGUCGAAAGCAAUAGCAGCAAUCUAGUGAGUCGAUGUUUGUCUCACCAAUGAGACCAUUCUGCUGGGAGGCUUGCUGGUCAAAACACCAUUGACCAUGUUCUUAUAUGUGCAGUACCAUCACGGCGUAUGCAUUUGCUCUGGAGUUCAAGUGGCCCAAUAGCCCAUUAGCUGAAGCUCUUACUCAGUCUCAGCACGUUGUUUUUAUUUAUUUAGGUAUUUAUUUGCAUCUCGGCCGUUUCCCCUGGAUGCUAAGCAAGUCCCUUAAUAUCCCUCUGUCUCUGUCGAUGCCUGGGUGACACUCG
Phialemonium atrogriseum is the source of this 1126-nucleotide messenger RNA. RefSeq lists its product as uncharacterized. The record is from RefSeq and is a predicted model, not a curated record. NCBI's taxonomy places the organism in Eukaryota, Fungi, Ascomycota, Sordariomycetes, Cephalothecales, Cephalothecaceae. The transcript is spliced from 4 exons. The coding region runs from base 122 to 838 and encodes 238 amino acids.